This is a messenger RNA of Stomoxys calcitrans (stable fly), 1399 nucleotides long. RefSeq names its product 26S proteasome regulatory subunit 6B (gene Rpt3). Gene Ontology annotation, cellular component: proteasome regulatory particle, base subcomplex. Bases 104 to 1333 code for a protein of 409 amino acids. The transcript is spliced from 4 exons. NCBI's taxonomy places the organism in Eukaryota, Metazoa, Arthropoda, Insecta, Diptera, Muscidae. Gene Ontology annotation, biological process: proteasome-mediated ubiquitin-dependent protein catabolic process. Gene Ontology annotation, molecular function: ATP hydrolysis activity; proteasome-activating activity; ATP binding. The record is from RefSeq and is a predicted model, not a curated record.
AUUAAUUAACUGUGGUAGUGCACAGUCAUUGUAUUGUAUUAAAAAGGAGAUAGCGUUUUUAUUUGUAAUAAUUAAAUAAUUAGCAUUGUACCAAGGAAUAACAAUGGAGGCAUUAUUACCAGAAAAGGAGGAGAUGUUUGACUUCAAGUUGAAAGACGCACACAGUUCGCUGGAUGAAUUGGAUGUGGAUGAUCUUUAUGUCCGAUACAAGAAAUUACAAAAAACAUUAGAAUUUCUGGAAGUUCAAGAAGAGUAUAUAAAAGAUGAACAACGUAAUUUAAAGAAAGAAUAUUUGCACGCUCAAGAAGAGGUAAAACGUAUUCAAUCAGUGCCUCUAGUGAUUGGCCAGUUUCUGGAAGCAGUUGAUCAGAAUACUGGAAUUGUUGGUUCUACUACUGGCUCGAACUAUUAUGUUCGCAUUCUUUCGACAAUUGAUAGGGAAUUGUUGAAGCCCUCAGCAUCUGUAGCUUUGCAUAAGCAUAGCAAUGCCUUAGUUGAUGUAUUACCACCAGAGGCAGACAGCUCCAUAUCAAUGCUGCAACCAGAUGAAAAACCAGACGUAAGUUACGCUGACAUUGGUGGUAUGGAUAUGCAAAAACAAGAAAUUCGCGAAGCUGUUGAGUUGCCCCUUACACACUUUGAACUUUACAAACAAAUCGGUAUUGAUCCUCCACGUGGUGUUCUAAUGUAUGGUCCUCCAGGUUGUGGAAAAACGAUGUUAGCGAAGGCUGUUGCUCAUCAUACCACCGCAUCGUUCAUACGAGUUGUUGGCUCGGAAUUCGUUCAAAAAUAUCUUGGCGAAGGACCACGUAUGGUGCGCGAUGUCUUCCGUUUAGCUAAAGAAAAUGCACCAGCCAUUAUUUUCAUAGACGAAAUCGAUGCAAUCGCUACAAAGCGUUUUGAUGCUCAAACUGGGGCAGAUCGUGAGGUACAGCGUAUUCUUCUUGAGUUGCUAAACCAAAUGGAUGGUUUCGACCAGACGACAAAUGUUAAAGUUAUAAUGGCAACGAAUCGUGCAGAUACAUUAGAUCCUGCUCUUUUGCGUCCCGGUAGAUUGGACAGAAAAAUUGAGUUCCCCCUGCCGGAUAGACGGCAAAAGCGUUUGGUGUUCUCUACAAUCACUUCCAAAAUGAAUCUAAGUGAGGAUGUCGAUCUAGAAGAGUUUGUUGCACGACCAGACAAAAUUUCAGGUGCUGAUAUCAAUGCCAUAUGUCAAGAAGCUGGCAUGCAUGCUGUUAGAGAAAAUCGGUAUAUAGUACUGUCGAAAGAUUUUGAAAAGGGCUAUAAAAAUAACAUUAAAAAAGACGAACAGGAACACGAAUUUUACAAAUAAUCAAAGCCUAUGUUACUUAUGGUCCAUAUUUAUAAAUUUGAUCAAUAAACUCAUAAUUUAAAAGAA